AUGCAUGCAUGCCACUUUCUCCAGGAGUUUAAGAUGCAUGGGCUGCCGGUUGUUACAUUUCUUCCUGCUCGUUCUACCCCUUCCUCCUCGUGCUCAGAUGCUUGCCUCUGUUGCUUGCUUCUCUUGCUUGCCUCUCUUGCUCAGAUGGUGGUGGUGGGGGAUGACUGUGCGCUGCCGCCGCCUCGUGGGAUUGCUGGGAGAAGAGGCCUCGCUGGGACGGUCUUUGUUCACAAGGUGGCAGGGGCAGCUGCAGAGGAGGGCAAGUCACUGGCCGACGUGGCAGCAGAGGCUCGCCAGGUGGCAGGUGGGGACUGGAUUAGCAUUCACUGGGGCCUGGUGGGCACCAUGGGGGUGGGCCUCUCUGUGUGCACUGUGCCGGGCGGCUUCCCUUCUGAUCGACUCCCUGCCUCCAAAAUGGAACUGGGGUUGGGCAUUGUGAGUGGGGGCGAGUUGGCGGGGGUGAGUGUUGGGGCGGACAUGGGUCCCGGACUCCCGGCAUCUGGCAGGCCUGGUGGGCACCAUGGGGGUGGGUCUUUCUGGCAGUGUGAGUGGGGAGGCAUGGGGCAGGGCAGUGUGAGUGGAGGGAGGGGAUGGCAUCGUGCUGGGCUGGGCAUUCACGGGGAGCCAGGAGCAGCAGUGGUGGACAUGCAGCCGGUUGAUGUCGUCGUUUCUCACAUGCUCAAAACCAUCAACAACCCCGACACGGGCUACAUGCCUCUCAAGCUCGGCAGCAGAGUAGCUCUCAUGGUGAACAGGUAUGGUGAACAGCCUGGGCGCAACGCCAGCUAUUGCAGCAGGCAAGGCUGUGCCACAGCUUUCCCCCCACCUCCCCACCUCUCCCCCACCCCCACCCCAUCCUCUCCCCCCUCACCACCAUCCCCCCAGCCUGGCCUGGGCGCAACACCAGCCAUGGAGGUCAUGAUUGCGGCCGGCAAGGCUGUAGCGCAACUACAGGUGGAGCAUGGGCUGGCAGUGGAGCGAGUGUAUGCAGGCCAUUUCAUGACUUCCCUCGACAUGUCAGGCCUCUCCCUCUCAGUGCUUAAGGUGGACGAUCAAGUGCUGCAGAGGCUAGACGCCCCAACCCAACCUGCACCCCUAUUGCUCAAGGUGGACGAUCAAGUGCUGCAGCGACUAGACGCCCCCACCCUCGCCCCUGCAUGGCCCAACGCCUGCCAAGGUGCCCGUCCAGCUACCAAGGUGCCAGUGCCACUCCCCCCAGCCCCACCAGGCUCUCAACCUGUACGUUUCCCUCCAUCCAUCCUGGCCUUCUGCUAUGAACAAUCAACAGAGGAGCGGCGGGCGGUGCCUGGGGAGGCGCAUUUGAGGGGGGGCGCUCAGGCUGUUCUGGCUCUGGCAGCAUCAGCAUGUGAGCGCCCCAAGGAGUUGACAGAGGAGGGGCGGUGCCUGGAGCGGUGCAUCCGAGGGGGUGCCCAGGCCGUGCUGGCUCUGGCAGUAGACUUGAAUGCCAUGUGCGCGUCCAAAGGAGUUGACAGAGGAGGGGCGGUGCUUGGAGCAGUGCAUCCGAAGGGGCGCGCAGGCCGUGCUGGCAGCAGUGGCAAUCUUGAUUUGAAUGCAGUCGAACACCUGUGCUCCACUCCCCUGUGUCCCACGCGCGCGUGCCUCCACACCUCCCGCUCCCCCCAGGCAUCAGCAUGUGAGCGCCCCAAGGAGUUGACAGAGGAGGGGCGGUGCUUGGAGCGGUGCAUCCGAGGGGGCGCCCAGGCCGUGCUGGCUCUGGCAGCAGACCUGAAUGCAUGGGAUGCCAAGAUUGGCGAUGGGGACUGCGGCAGCACGGCCGUGCUGGCAGUGGCAGCCGACCUGAAUGCAUGGGAUGCUAAGAUUGGCGAUGGGAACUGUGGCAGCACGGUGCGGUGGGAGGGGAUUGAGUGA
Messenger RNA from Closterium sp. NIES-65, 1890 nucleotides. NCBI's taxonomy places the organism in Eukaryota, Viridiplantae, Streptophyta, Zygnematophyceae, Desmidiales, Closteriaceae. The record is from the annotation of a GenBank genome assembly.